This is a messenger RNA of Ophidiomyces ophidiicola, 750 nucleotides long. It is a transcript of the gene POL30, whose product is annotated as proliferating cell nuclear antigen. The coding region runs from base 1 to 750 and encodes 249 amino acids. The record is from RefSeq and is a predicted model, not a curated record. Gene Ontology annotation, cellular component: PCNA complex. Lineage: Eukaryota; Fungi; Ascomycota; Eurotiomycetes; Onygenales; Onygenaceae. The transcript has 4 exons. Gene Ontology annotation, molecular function: DNA polymerase processivity factor activity; DNA binding. Gene Ontology annotation, biological process: regulation of DNA replication; mismatch repair; translesion synthesis.
AUGUUGAAGAAGGUCGUCGAUGCCAUCCGAGAACUCGUUCAGGACUGUAAUUUCGACUGUAGCGACACUGGCAUCUCUCUCCAAGCCAUGGACAACUCCCACGUCGCCCUCGUUUCCCUCAAUCUCAAAGCCGAAGCCUUCUCUCCCUACCGCUGCGACCGUACUCUUGCGCUCGGAAUCAACCUAAACUCUCUCCAGAAGGUUCUCAGAGCAGCGCAGGACACUGAUAUUAUGACCUUGAAAACAGAGGAUCAUCCAGAUGUGGUUAAUAUGGUCUUUGAAAAUGCGUCAAGCGACCGGUUGAGCGAAUAUGAUAUCAAACUUAUAGAUAUUGAUCAGGAACAUUUGGCUAUUCCAGAGACGGAAUACGCGGCUGUAGUGGAGCUGCCAGCCGCAGAAUUCAGACGAAUUUGUGUGGAUUUGGGCAAUUUGUCCGAAUCUGUCUUGAUCGAAGCCAACAAGGAUGGCGUGAAAUUCUCCUGCCAGGGUGAUAUCGGAAACGGUGCGGUCACGCUCCGUGGACAUACCAGUGUCGAUAAACCCGACCAAAAUGUCACCAUCUCCCUCACCGAACCCGUCGCUCUCACCUUCUCCAUCAAAUACCUUGUUAACUUCUGCAAAGCGACAAGCUUAUCCGCGAAGGUGCGCCUCUGCAUGUCGCAGGAUGUGCCAUUGCUGGUGGAAUAUAGACUAGAGGGAAGUGGUAGUUUGAAGUAUUUCCUUGCCCCUAAGAUUGGUGACGACGAGUAG